CCCGAGGGCUAACAGAGAAAGCGAGUAUCCCUCCCGCCCCUGGCUGGUGUUCUGCACCACCCCGCGGCCCGGCCCCGAGUCCCAAUCCCUGCUCUCCAGCCCGGCCCCUGCCCCGCCCCGGCCCAGCCCGGCCCGGCCGCCAUGGAGAGCUGGCCCUGGCCGUCGGGCGGCGCCUGGCUGCUUGUGGCGGCCCGUGCGCUGCUGCAGCUGCUGCGCGCGGACCUGCGUCUGGGCCGCCCGCUGCUGGCGGCGCUGGCGCUGCUGGCCGCGCUCGACUGGCUGUGCCAGCGCCUGCUGCCCCCGCUGGCCGCACUUGCCGUGUUGGCCGCCACCGGCUGGAUCGUGUUGUCCCGCCUGGCGCGCCCGCAGCGCCUGCCCGUGGCGACUCGCGCGGUGCUCAUCACCGGCUGUGACUCUGGUUUUGGCAAGGCGACGGCCAAGAAGCUGGACGUGCUGGGCUUCACAGUGCUGGCCACCGUGUUGGAUUUGAAUAGCCCUGGUGCCCUAGAGCUGCGUGCCUGCUGUUCUCCUCGUUUAAAGCUGCUACAGAUGGACCUGACCAAGCCAGCGGACAUUAGCCGCGUGCUGGAGUUCACCAAGGCCCACACCGCCAGCACUGGUCUGUGGGGCUUGGUCAACAAUGCGGGUCAGAACAUCCUCGUGGCAGAUGCGGAGCUGUCUCCAGUGUCCACAUUCCGCAGCUGCAUGGAGGUGAACUUCUUCGGUACACUCGAGAUGACCAAGGGCCUCUUGCCACUGCUGCGCCAUUCGAGCGGUCGCAUCGUGACUGUGAGCAGCCCAGCAGGAGACAUGCCAUUUCCGUGCUUGGCUGCCUAUGGGACCUCCAAAGCGGCUGUCGCGUUGCUCAUGGACACGUUCAGUUGUGAACUUCUGCCCUGGGGUGUCAAGGUCAGCGUCAUCCAGCCUGCCUGCUUCAAGACAGAGGCAGUGAAAGACAUGGACCAGUGGGAAGAGCGCAAGCGGCAGCUGCUGGCCAACCUGCCCCGAGAGCUGCUGCAGGCCUACGACCUGUCUCCCACUGUCCAUCUGGAACCUGCACUUCCACAGCAAACUGCUUGCCGCUUGGCCCGUGUUCCACACUUGCUUCUGCAUGUGCUGUCCCUCUGCCUACACUACUACAACCUCCAGGCAGCAAGCCACUCCAGCCCAGCUUACGGCCACGGUCUGUCAGAGCUCCCAAGACUCCAAGGGACCCGAAACCCUCUCUCCACUCUCCGUGAGCUCAGCCCUCCUCUGCAUUCGGAGAAAUCAGACAGAUUCACAAAGUGAGAUGGUCUGAGUCAGGCCCUGGGGCUAGUGGGCCUGGCCCAGCAAAAGCAACAGGAAGGGAGCAAAAGGCAGGGUGAGGAGGAGAGAAUGGAAAGCGAAGUGGAAGGGAAGAGAAAGGUAAGCAGCAGUGGGCGGACCUCGCUUUCUGGCUCAGGACCGCCCCCGGGGGUCCGAAAACCCCACACGGCGGCACUGACACUGAUGCCACUGCCUGCCACCUCCCUCCUCCGCCAGGGUAGCUCACCCAAGGGCGUGUCCACCAGAAUGGCAUUGUAGAGCUCGGCGGGCGUCUGUGCGAUGUUCACGGCCUCCAUCUGCUCAAAGCUGCCUAGUGGGUGGCACUUGGGCACAAGCUCGGCGAUAGAGCGCUGGUGCAGUGUGCCCGUGAUGAGCAGGAUUACGUUGUCAAUCAUGUAGCUGUAACUGCGGGAGGCACACAGCAGGGCGGCAGCCCUUGAACUCCUGGCACAGCACCACGCCCCUGCCCCCACCCGGCGCAGGCCACCAGCCCCUCAACGGCAAGCACCACCUCAGGCUCCUCUCCCUGUCCAAGGGUGCCCCCUCCUCCGGCACCAGAAGCACAGGACAGACAUGGCCCCUCCCUGGGGGGGGGGUGAGAACUCAUGCCCCACGAGUGAUCAGGAAGCAGGUGCAGGUAGUAACUACCCCCCAGGUGUGAACAGUGUUCUGGCAGGACACGGGAAGCACGUGCACGGAGGUGAGGCGCACGGGCCAGCCUGGGGGAUGAAAGAACUGGGAGAUGAAAGCAUGUUCUGGGAAGAGGGAACAGUGUGUGCAAAGGCCUGGAAGCAAUCACUGAGUGGCGGACGCCUCAAGGAACUGAGCACGGUCAGGGUUGGCAGAAGGAAGGGAACCGGUGCAGUGCUGCCAGCAGGCUGGAGCCUAGAGGUGGGUCCUGUGGGCCCGGCUGAGGGUUCUGACUUCGUUUUGAGCACGAGGGACCCAUGAGCAGGAUAUAAGCAAGGAGUACCACAGGCACUCUGGCUGCUGGUGGGGACAGAGGGGGAGAUGGCAAGAGGAGGAGAGGCUGAGGAGUGGAGUGGGGAGAAGCUUCUCUAGGGAAAACCAGAGAAGACUCAGAGGGAGGGUCCCUGGAGUAAGGCCCCUGGUCAGUCAGGCUGAGACAAGCAGGCAGACAGCUGCCCUGUGCAGCCCGCUCCAAAGACAGGGCACUGCCUCCUCCUUUAGGGCCUGAGGAGCCACCAGGAUGGCCUGGAGGAGAUCCAGAGACCUGGAAGGAGCCUGGGCUCAGGUCAGUCCCCUCCGGCACAGAAGGCCCGCUCUGCACAGUGCACGGGCAGCAGGGGGGGCUGGAGAGCUGGGGAGGGGUGGGGCUACCCAGCUCAGACUUGGCAACGGGCAAGCUCUGCCUCCACCCUUUGAGACAAUGCCACAAAGGGGCUGUGGCCAAGAGUUCUGUGUAGUCACCUGUGUGAGCAAUGGGGUGAAGAGGGCGAGAGGGCCCCAGUCAGGCUGCAGGAGCCACAACAUUCCUCCAGCUUGUCACCAGUGAUGAUCUCAGGGCAUGAGGCAGCUGGAUGAGGCCUGGGGGUUCAGCUCCAAGGCCAGAGUGGGGCUCCCACUGAAGGGUGGGAGCUGGGCUGGAGGCUGCUGCCCUGAAUUGGGCACUGAGCACACCCUGGCUGUUGGGUGGGCCAACAGCUGUCCUGUGACAGUAUCUUGAGGCUGUCCAAGGUAGGAAGUGGCCCCCAAUUCCAAGGGAAGAAAAGUAAGGAGGUGGUGGCCUAGGCCUCAGCUCAGAGGGCUGGCUACUGGGGGAACUCCCACAGGGCCUGCCAGGAAGGCGGCAGAAGGAAGAAACCACAGCUCCUGUCCCCGCCUGACCCCCACCCCCCUGCUUGCUACACACUCCCCCAACUCCCACCCAGCCCAGUGCCCUGCUAUGACCUCUGCUCUCUCGGGCCUGGGGCCAGGCAGCUGCCCUCUCUCUGCCCCCAAUCCGACUGGGUCAGCCACAGGAUGUGUGCUGAGAAGAGACAGGCCUGCCUUCUCAAACUGAGGGCUUCAGGCAGGGCCCAUUCACAGCCGCGAGCCGAGGGGCCCGAACGGCCAGCCUUUUGCCCCCACCUGACAGAGCUGGCAGAGUCGAGGGACCUCAGAGAGAUCCCGCCAGAGCUUUGUGCCUUGGUCUCCAGCCCCAGCCUGCAUUGUCCCUAACCUGGACAGCACAUCCCUCUUGCCCCUGAUGCCUCCAGAAUCUCACGCACCGCAGGACCCACCAUACAUCAUCUCCCGCAACACUCCACCUGUGUCCCAUCCAGCCCCACUCUAGCCAUCGUGUUCCCUGAGACAGCCACAAAGUCCCUACCCCCGAACCCGAAGAUGCUCGUUCACGCUCUCACCAGACUUUGGGCAGGGACGGGGAGAAUGCUGUACCUCUUCGAGCUGUUCUAUCCAACUGAUCCCACAACCACCAGCAUCACCAGCCCCACUGUCAGAGGAUAUGAGACACAGAGGCUGCAGGCCCCAGGCCCUGUCACAUCAUAAAGCAGAGGAGCACCGUGUCUCUUGGUCAGUGUCCAUGCACCUCCACCCACGUCCAGGUUCCCAUGCCUUGACUCUACACUCCCCAUCUAGCCUUGCCUUCUCAGAGGAAUCUCCACAAGUCAGCUUCCUUUCUCUAAACCUCUCCGCUCCUUGCACCAGGGUAUUCAUUUAUGUUGGGGACGGGGCUGGUGUCAGGGCCCAAGGAAGGUGCCUUGGCAAUUGUCAGGGUCCUGACCCGGCUCAGAGGUGAGCCCUGUGGGAAGACUCCACUGUCUGGCUUUGCUGCUGUCCCUCCAGUGAUGUGGAACAGGAUGGCUAUGAUUCACUUUUCAGCCCUGACAGCAGAUGUGAGGGCUGGUGAUAGCACCCCCUGGCUGCCCCCAGACUCUCCUGCUAGAAGUCCUGGCUGGGCACCAAGGGAAAUGCUAAGCCAAGUAAAGCUCCCCAGCCCCUUCCAAGGCCCUCUUCUAAUCCAGGCUAGGCCAGCUUUGGAUGACCCUAUGCCAGGCCCAGCGGCUCCCUCCCCCGAGUCAACUGCAAGGUUACUAUGGCAGUAGCCCCUGUUUCUUUCCCCUGCCCAGUGAGGGCCAGAAUCUCCUUUCCUGGGAUGAAAGGAGGCAGGGCAUGGCAGAGAUGAUGCCGGCCCAGCUGUCUGCUUUUCCCCCCAAGGUGAAGGCCUUCAGCAGGCAGGGAAAUCCUCCUCCUCGUCUGGCUUGAGCUGCUGCCUCCCUGCCCCCAGAAAGCCACUCCACCAGUCCUCCCUUCAUUUGGCCUUAAUAGGAGAGUGUGAGUUUCCAGCUGGUCAGCAUCUCCCUCCAGAAGAAGACAGUUGGGGAGUGGACAGGCGUCUGCCCGCCAGGCCAAAGAGGCCCUCUUGGGGUGGGAGUAGGGCAGUCUGUAUUGCUCUGCCCUGAGGCCCUCCCUCACCCUGUGCCUUCAAGAGUCAGCUUGGGGGCUUCCCUGGUGGCGCAGUGGUUGGGAGUCUGCCUGCCAACGCAGGGGACAUGGGUUCGAGCCCUGGUCUGGGAAGAUCCCACAUGCCACGGAGCAACUAGGCCCGUGAGCCACAACUACUGAGCCUGCGCGUCUGGAGCCUGUGCUCCGCAACGGGAGAGGCUGCGACAGUGAGAGGCCCGCGCACUGCGAUGAAGAGUGGCCCCCGCUCGCCGCAACUGGAGAAAGCCCUCGCACAGAAACGAAGACCCAACACAGCCAAAAAUAAAUAAAUAAAUAA
Balaenoptera ricei (Rice's whale) is the source of this 5053-nucleotide messenger RNA. RefSeq names its product hydroxysteroid 11-beta dehydrogenase 2 (gene HSD11B2). NCBI's taxonomy places the organism in Eukaryota, Metazoa, Chordata, Mammalia, Artiodactyla, Balaenopteridae. Gene Ontology annotation, molecular function: oxidoreductase activity. The record is from RefSeq and is a predicted model, not a curated record. Bases 142 to 1290 code for a protein of 382 amino acids. The transcript has 7 exons.